Molecule: messenger RNA, 1797 nt
Organism: Spirometra erinaceieuropaei
Lineage: Eukaryota; Metazoa; Platyhelminthes; Cestoda; Diphyllobothriidea; Diphyllobothriidae
Source: the annotation of a GenBank genome assembly
AUGAGGGAUAUCGUCACCCUGCCCGCCGCCAAAGGACGCUCGACUGUUGUCAUGGAUAAGACCGAUUACACGACGAAACUUCAAAGUCUGUUGGAGGAAGAAGGUGCCUAUGAGCUUUCGGAGACUGGAGAGUUCAAGAAGCACGUGAAUAGCAUAAACAGAGCAAUAGACAAGCUGAGGAAGGCAGGAGCCCUCAAAAGAAAUGAGGCAUUGGCGGCAAAAGCCACAGAUGCCGCCAUGGCGCGUUUCUACGGCCUGCCAAAAGUCCAUAAGCCAGGAGUCCCCCGACGCCCCAUAGUCUCCCUACGCGGCACCCCGACCUUUGGACUCUCAAAAUGGCUUUACCAACGGUUUCGUUUCCUCACCGAGGGCUCGGAAUGGACGGUGAAGUCGGCUGAAGAAUUCCUGAAAAGCAUCAGAAACCUAGAAAUAGAACCAGAUGAGAUGAUGGUAUCGUUCGACGUGGUCUCAUUAUUCACGUCCAUUCCAACCGGCCUCGCCAUCAGCACAAUUGACGAGCUUCUUCAGGAAAAGUAUGAUGACGUUAACCAACAACUUAAGCGAACGCACAUUACUGAACUCCUGGAAUUGUGCCUCAGGACUUUCUUCACUUUUGGCGACCGGGUUUACGAGCAGAAGAAGGGAACACCGAUGGGAUCCCCCCUGUCUGGGUUGAUUGCUGAGGCCGUUUUGCAGAGGCUAGAACGACUAGUCUUCCGUUCGUACUCCCGAAAAUUCUGGGCCAGAUAUGUCGACGACACAUUUGUCGUAAUCAAGAGGAACGACGUUCAGAACUUCAAGGUCCUACUGAACUCAAUAUUCCCCGACAUCCAAUUUACAAUGGAAGAGGAGAACAACAGCCAAUUGCCCUUCCUCGACGUGAAUGUUGCAAGGACGAUUAGUGGGAGGAUAAGAACUACGGUGUACCGUAAGGCGACGAAUACCAGACGCAUCCUCCAAUUCCAAAGUAAUCAUCCUAUUGGUCACAAGCGAAGUUGUGUGAGAACUCUCUUCCAACGAGUUCAAACACACUGUAGCGACGACGACGGGAAAAAGGAGGAGACAAAAUACCUACAUGCUUUAUUCACAGCCAAUGGUUACCCACGAUCCUUCAUACGUGAGUGCCGACGAAAGACUACCCGUCAGCGAUCAGACGGUGAGAAGCCGAAGUUUUGGCUGGCGAUCCUCUAUGUGAAGAAUGUUUCCGAGGCGACAGCUAGAAUCCUAAACCCUUUUGGGAUUGGGGUGGCCCAUAAACCGGAAUCCACCAUCAGACAGCAGGUAAUGAGACCCAAAGACCCGCUACCGGCAACGGAACAAUCAGCAGGGGUCUACAGCAUACCGUGCCAAAAUUGCAAUGCACGGAAUGUUGGUGAAACGGGGAAACGCCUCUGCACAAGGCUGCAUGAGCACCAGCUUGCAGUCAACCGCGAGGAUAAACUGUCACUGGUAUAUGGCCACAUGCAACAGGAGAAACACAGUUUCGCCUUUGGGAAGCAAGCGUCCUCGGUCGAGCCCAUGACCAGAUGGCUAGGCUGGUGCUCGAAAGCUGGUCCUCAUUUGGCACAAUCAACAGGGUUAUUGAUCUUCAUCCGGCCUACCAGGCGCUGCGUACAAGACUCCAGUCAGUCCAGACGGGGCCGACAGUACUGGCGAGCGAGUCGCGGCUCUUUCAACAGUUGUCACCUUCACAGCAGGGGGAAGGAGCCAGCCGGAGGUCACACGACUAACGCGAGACAUCGCGCCAACGGCGCGCCCAGACAGCCGAGCGUGAUUCGCGCAUGCAACGGCAACUGA